GGGCUAUGGUGUUCCAUAGGAUGCUUAUGCAAGUCAUCUGGGCUGGUGUGAUAUUAUCAGCGAUAAUGGCAGCCACAGCAACAACAUUUCCAUUAGCCCUACCUAACUGCCCCGACAGUUGUGGAAAUGUAAGAAUUCCAUAUCCCUUUGGCACAACUGAAGGUUGUUACCGGCAAGAAAGUAGUAGAGACUUUUUUAUCAACUGUAACAACUCGUACGGCCAACCUCAACCAAUGACCGGAAAUCUCAACGUCACAAACAUUUCCAUCGAAGGAGAGAUGGAUAUCCUGAUGUAUAACGCCAUUGACUGUUACAACCAGUCGGGUACGCCUCUGGAAAUGAUCAACACGGGACCAUGGCGGCUCCAGGUCCCCAGUUUCACACUUUCUGUCACCAAAAACAAGUUUGUGGCAGUCGGGUGUGACACUUACGCAUACCUUAAUGGUUUGUUGAAUGAUCAACCCUCACUCGUAGGCUGCCAGUCCACAUGUAAUAACACACUGAGUGUAGUCAGUGGGGCAUGCUCUGGGAUUGGGUGUUGCCAAAUGGAUAUUCCUCGAGAUUUGACAGAUAUUAGUUUUCAAGCCUAUAGCUUUAAAAACCACACACAAGUCUGGAAGUUCAAUCCAUGCAGCUUUGCCUUUAUUAUCAAAGAAGACAAGUUCAAUUUCUCCUCAGAUUAUCUUAUCAGUCUACGAAACAAUGAAACCCUUCCCAUGGUUCUUGAUUGGGCAAUUGGUGCCGAGACCUGUGAAGUUGCUCAGAACACAGAAAAUUACAUAUGUGGAGGGAAUAGCAACUGUAUUGAUCUCAAGAACGGGUCUGGGUACCGUUGCCAAUGCAGGGACGGUUACCGCGGGAACCCAUACCUCAAAGACGAUUGCCAAGACAUUAACGAAUGUGAUGUUAAAGAGCCCAAUAACUGCACAAGCAAUCAAUUUUGUGUUAAUGAUGUUGGAUUAUACCAUUGCUCGUGCUUGGAGGGGUACCACCUGGACCGGGAGGCAUGUGUCCCCAAUCAAGCUGCUCCUAAAUUAUCACUAGCAAUUAGCCUCACUAUUGGUAUCAGCGUUGGCCUUUUACUAUUGUUUGUGGGAGGCUCUUGGAUAUAUUGGGGACUGCAAAAAAGAAAGUUGAUCAAGCUCAGAGAAAAAUUCUUCCAACAAAAUGGUGGCUUAUUGUUACAACAGAAACUAUCUAAUCGUAAAGGGUCUAUAGAAACAGGCAAGAUUUAUAGUGCAGAAGAGCUCAAAAAGGCCACCAACAACUACAAUGAAAGUAGAGUCCUUGGUCAAGGUGGCUAUGGAACAGUUUAUAAAGGAAUAUUACCAGAUAACAAAGUGAUUGCUAUUAAGAAGUCCAAAAUUGGUAAUCAAACCCAAAUCGAGCAAUUCGUAAAUGAGAUAAUUGUGCUUACCCAUAUUAACCAUAGGAAUGUGGUUAACCUAUUAGGCUAUUGUUUAGAAACAGAAGUGCCCCUACUAGUUUAUGAAUUCAUUACAAAAGGGACCCUUUCUGAACACAUUCAUGAUAAACGUUUAUCAUCCUUACUUUCUUGGGAAAAACGUUUGAAGAUUGCUGUAGAAACUACAGGAGCACUUGCGUAUUUGCAUUCUGCAACUUCUGUGCCAAUUAUACAUAGAGAUGUCAAAACUACAAAUAUAUUGUUAGAUGAUAAUUUCACAGCAAAAGUGUCUGACUUUGGAGCUUCCAGAUUGGUUCUUCUAGAUCAAACACAAUUAAACACUUUGGUGCAAGGAACUUUUGGAUACUUGGACCCAGAAUACUUCCAUACUAGCCAACUAACAGAGAAAAGUGAUGUGUACAGUUUUGGUGUUGUUUUGGCAAAGCUUCUGACUGGUAAGAGGGCACUUUCGUUCGAUAGGCCUGAAAUUGACAGAAAUCUAGCAAUGUUCUUUAUUUCUGCUGUGAAAGAUGAUCGCCUAGUUUAAAUUCUUGAAGAUCAUAUUGUUAAUGAGGGUAAUAUUGAGCAACCAAAGGAGGUUGCUAAUCUUGCAAAAAGGUGCUUAAAAGUGACAGGCAAGGAUAGGCCUUCUAUGAAGGAAGUGGCAAUGGAAUUGGAGGGGUUUGUUAUCAUGGAAAAACAUCCUUGGAGAAAUGCUACUGUCUAUAUAGAAGAGACUGAGUACUUGCUUGGUGCACCUACUCAAUCAUUUAGUAUUGAUGUUGGUCCAAGUUGUUCUUCCAGUACAGUUGCUGGUUAUGAUAGCAUGAGAAACGAAGCAUUGAAUUCGUUGGAUGAUGGGAGAUAAUUAGUUAAUCCACCGUAAUAUUCUUGCAUCGAUUGAGGCUAAAUUAUUGAUGUAUCUAUUAUGCAAUUGAAUUUAUGUAUGACAAUGUAUUUGAACAUGUUGUAGACUGGUUCAUGCUGUGUUUGACAUUAUACACAUGUAGACUGAAUAAAAUCUGGCACAUGAACAAAGGAACAUGCAUUUCCCCAUAAA
Messenger RNA from Quercus robur (English oak), 2465 nucleotides. Its product is annotated as wall-associated receptor kinase 2-like. The coding region runs from base 6 to 1952 and encodes 648 amino acids. The transcript has 3 exons. Gene Ontology annotation, molecular function: protein serine/threonine kinase activity; calcium ion binding; polysaccharide binding. Gene Ontology annotation, biological process: cell surface receptor signaling pathway; protein phosphorylation. NCBI's taxonomy places the organism in Eukaryota, Viridiplantae, Streptophyta, Magnoliopsida, Fagales, Fagaceae. Gene Ontology annotation, cellular component: plasma membrane. The record is from RefSeq and is a predicted model, not a curated record.